UGAAACGUCGAGCGGAAGUUGUUUCGCUGCCAUCUAUCUUGACGCGGACGUAGUUCAGUAAAUACGUACUUAUCAUCCACUGAUGGAGUUUUAUGUCUCUAUAAUUAAAUAUUAACUUAAACCAAAAGUCACUUUUUAAACAUUAAUGUUGUUUUAACUCCUCUGGUUAGCCUAGCCUAGCUUAGCUUAGCUUAGCCUCCUGGAGCUGUGCUUGUUUGACACGGAGCAGUCCAACAUGGAGGACAUGUACAUUAAACCAGGUAACCAGGAGCGGGGCUGGAACGACCCUCCUCAGUUCUCAUACGGCCUGCAGAUGGCCCGCGGACCACAGAGAAACCCCCUGAACAAGAGAGCAGCUCCACUUGGAGCAGCUUCAGGUACAGGAGCCCCACCCAUGACUCCUCCCUCCUCUAGUCCCCUGGUCCCGCCUCCACAUGGUGUUGCUCCGCCCCCUCUAUCACCAGCUCGUCCUCCUCCUGUAGGUAUGGCCAUGCCCCCUCCUCCUCUGGGACCAAUGAGAAGUCAAGGAGAGGCCAGCAGCCAGUCAGAGAGUGAGCCUGACGUGGACGUUGUGGUGACGGUGUUGAAGCAAGCCCUGGCUGCCUGCAGACAGGCCGUCAAGGAUCAGGUGUGUAAUGACGUGGCAAAGAGGCUCGGCGUCCUGGAGGACAGCUGGAGGUCAGGCAGACUGAGCCUACCUGUGAGGAGGCGCAUGGACACCUUGUCUCUGGAGCUGAAGGCGGGUCACUGGGACUCAGCUGAUGAGAUCCAUCGCUCUCUGAUGGUCGAUCAUGUGACUGAAGUCAGCCAGUGGAUGGUUGGCGUCAAACGACUUAUCGCUGAGACCCGAAAACUGAGCCCAGAACCCUUAGAACCACUUCUGAAACCUGCAGAACCAGUCCAAGACUCAACAGAACCAGUCCAAGAACCCGAAGAACCAGUCCAGGACUCUACAGGACCAGUCCAGGACUCUAUAGAACCAGUCCAGGACCCAGUCUCCGAGUCCUGACUCUGUUCAUCCUGCAGGACUCGGUAGGCUUCUUUCUGUCAAAGUUUGACUCUAAACCAGAACCAGGAUCUGGUUCUGGUUUAGGUUUAGUUCAGGUGGGGGUUGGGGGGGGGAUUCAGGACUUGUUUGAGGUGAGUGGACUGACGGCAGUAGACGUGUUAACUUGUAUGAAGACGAUAAACACACAUGUCAGGAUCAACAAAGGAUUAGUUUGUUUAACGAGGCGAAAGAUUUUGAAAUAAAGAAAACAGACGAGACGAUCAAUCAAUUAAUAAAAUCGGAUCAGACUUAAAUCAGAUGACAAUAACAGACAACAGCAAUGUGUCUGUUGCUGAUAUCAAGUCUGAGGCUUCAUGUUGGCUGUGGUUAUUUUGAUAAACUCACUCAAAUGUUUAUCACCUGUUUUACUGACAGAUAUUUUAACAGAUAGAAACAUUUUUAUCUUCAGAUAUUGAUCCUCAUGCAGUGUGUGACUGAACGGGUUUGAACUGUGAUUGACUGGUUCAUAAUGACCGGACCAAACUCCUGGUUGUUUUUCUAUGGUUAACACGUCUUUAUCACAUGCUUGAAACAAGAAAACGUCUGGUUCAUCUCAAACAAGCCUGCUGUUUCUGAGAGGGGGUACAGGGUCAGACUUUGAGAACCUCUGCUUUGGACUCUUGACUCUUUGGACUCUGUACUAACCACCCAUAACGUCUUAUUAACGAGCCUUGAUCAAGUCAUGUGACAUUUCCACCCAUCACAGCAGAGCUCUAUGCAUCAACAGUGAAUCUCAGAAUUAUGGAGUCGUUUUUUACUUUGUGCUCUCGACGAAUAAAUUUUUUUUUCUCUGAA
Messenger RNA from Larimichthys crocea (large yellow croaker), 1843 nucleotides. It is a transcript of the gene sra1, whose product is annotated as steroid receptor RNA activator 1. Bases 236 to 1009 code for a protein of 257 amino acids. Gene Ontology annotation, biological process: regulation of transcription by RNA polymerase II. The record is from RefSeq and is a predicted model, not a curated record. Lineage: Eukaryota; Metazoa; Chordata; Actinopteri; Sciaenidae. The transcript has 6 exons. Gene Ontology annotation, cellular component: nucleus.